AUGGAGGAAGUCACUUGCUAUGAAUAUGGAAAGCAAGGACAUAUCAAACCAGAUUAUCCCAAGUACUUAAAGAGGAAGAAGGGAGAUAAAGAAAAGAAAAAGGAUUUGAAGGCCACUUGGAGUGAUGCAUCUUCAUCCUUGAACAAUGAAAGUGAAAGAGAAGAGGAGGCUAAUCUUUACCUCAUUCUUUUGAGAAAUGAAGUUGAAGAGCUUAGAAACUCAAUUUCAAAACUUCACAAAGGGAAAGAGUCCCUUGACACACUAGUUAUGUCUCAACGACCUCCACUUGUGAGACAUGGACUUGGUUUCCAAGGAGCUUUAUCAUCCUCAUCUCAUAAAAUAAUAUUUGUCAAAGCCACUCAACCACAAGCAUUUGAGAAAAACUCAAAUGAAGUUUCAAAUAGCAAUACACAUACUAGACCUCCUAUUCUAAAGAAAGGGAAGGGUACACAUAUUCUAAAGGCUAAGCCAAGAGGAACAAAACAUGCAUUCAGGUGUGUCUUAAAUCCACAAGCACAAAUCUUUGGCAUUUUGAUAAUGGAUGUUCAAGGAAUAAUGACGGGUGAUAAGAGCCUCUUUGUGAAUGUUAAGGACUAUAAAGGAGGCAAAGCAUCUUUUGGAAAUGAUGCCAAGGAUAACGUAAUUGACAUCGGCUCUAUUGGUAAGAUGGAUAACCUUGGAAAAUUUGAUGCGAAAACUGACAUAGGAAUCUUCUUAGGCUAUUCCACCUCAAGCAAAGCUUAUAGAGUCUUUAAUAAAUGUACUUUAGUAGUUGAAGAGUCUAUGAAUGUAGUUUUUAAUGGAUCAAACAAGCUUGAUUAUAGGAAAGGUGUUUUUGUGAAUGGUCUUGUAGGUGCAUCUGAGGAACUCAAAGUGAAUGUUGAUGACCCCUCGUAA
Ricinus communis (castor bean) is the source of this 897-nucleotide messenger RNA. RefSeq lists its product as uncharacterized. Lineage: Eukaryota; Viridiplantae; Streptophyta; Magnoliopsida; Malpighiales; Euphorbiaceae. The transcript is spliced from 4 exons. The coding region runs from base 1 to 897 and encodes 298 amino acids. The record is from RefSeq and is a predicted model, not a curated record.